GUAAGAUUAACAACACUACUGGUCACACAUACAAACUUUUUACAAUCAUUUACCACAAAACAGUUGUUUUCCGAAAUUUCCAGGUUCGCGGUGAAUCAGUAACAGGCACACUUUUGCUCAAUAGAUGAUGUUUAUUGAUUAGAAAAUGCAGAAUAAAUGAGAUUUAUUGAUUACAAUCCCACAAGAGCAAGCAAACAAGUAUCAACAAAUGUCAACGAUGACGCUAGACUUGAGCUUGUCAACCCCAAAAUCCCCACGUUACCAAAACAAAAUGUCCCUUUAGCAAUGAAAAUCGCUUACCGUGACAAGUGAGUGGGAAGCCAGCAACACUCCAGUAAAGCGGCAAAGGGACAAAGCCAGGCGAUCCGUACGUGACCCGCUGGCGGACCUCACGGGUCGCCCGGAAAUGUCCGGUUUUGUAAGGACGCACCCCUCGGAGGUGGAGAGGCCAACUUCCGCCCCCGAGCGGCGCGGCCCCGUCCAAUCACAAACAUUUAAGCUACUUUUGGUUCAGCCCCCUUGGAAAAGGGCUUUUCACAUGGGACAAAUGAGCUGUGCUGCAACAGAUGCCAACAAAUGGUAAAUAUUAUGGGUGCAAAACAAAUUAUCUCUAUGGGACCCAGGCGUGUAACUAUGGGACCCAGGCGUGUAGUAAAACAAUACUAUGGUGCAAAACAAGUUAUCUCGUGAGAUUCUCAAGCGCGUCUCCUAACUAUGGGAACAAGGUGAAAAACAAUAGAAGUUGUUACAAUCCUAUGUCACAGAAGCAAUCAUACAUCACAAAAGCAUAAUGUAAAAUUUUCCCACAUCAACAGUGGUUAAAAGUUUUUUCUGGUAGUUUGUUGUUAAUUUGGCAGUAAACCUUUUUACGGCUGCCGGUAUUUUAAUGUAAAUAAGUUUUUUUCCUACAAUGCAAAGAAGUCAUCAAGGGUCCUUUUGCAGGCACAUAGGUCGGAAAAGUCUUGUUUUACACUGAUUUUCUGCGAUAGACGACCAAUCAAUUUGUACUGGGAGGAUCUGGCAGGAAAUGAUCACUUUGGUAGACUUGAGUCAUGGAUGUUCGCCUAGUUAUUCAUCAGUGCGUCAUACCGCUUCUCAGCAGAAGACCGCUUCCAUGGAAGCCAGAAACGCGUCACUGCAGCAGCUGAUGGCGUGGCGGACUUCCUGGCAAAGAAAUGCUGGAACCGGUGUAUUUGCCUGACUCUGUGUCCGCCUUCUAAACAGACAGCUAAGAUGAGCCUAGUUUUAUUGGGUUUGUCAGCUCCGCACUAAGAGGCGAAUCUCAUCGUUAUUUAUAGCGAGCAGCCCGGCACUUGAGUCUCUCCGUGCGACUCGCCUUAGUCACUUCCUCGGACGGAGUAGCGGAUGUCGCGCCCCUUUUAGAAGCACUCGAAUAGCCAUUAAUAGAGCCGGUGUUGAAACAGAAUGACCGACUAAUGUCACUUUGGUCAGGUUGUCCAUCCGUGCAUGUAUACUGCUCUCAUAUAAAUCCAAAUGAACAUGAAAGUAUAUUCACCAGGCAGGUGCAUUCUCUAACCAUGCUGCAUUAUUGAUAUGAACAAGAAUAGAAGCUGCCAAUGUCAAAGCAGUUUACACAAGCGUUUAUACAAUGUACAUUUGUAGACUCCUUUCUUUCGUGGAUAGUUUUAAGUUAUUGUCCCUUUAAGAUAUUGACUGUUCAAGUGAGGGGCUCGCAGUAAAUGAUCACCGAUUUAGAAAGGUGAUGUGACUAUACAAACAUAAACAUCUAAGUUACAGGUUUCAAAUUCAAGGCCUGUGCCAGAUCCGGCCCAUUAUGUGGCACGCGAAAGCAAAUAAUGUGCAUUGAUUGCAUAUUUCAUGCUUAAACCUAGAACACCUGAGCCUAUUUUGUCCAAAUUUGCAUGCCUGUGAUGUUGCCUUUAUAUUUCGGAGGAAAAAUUAUUCACAAUGGCCUGGUUGGGUCCCUUUUUUCAGGACACCAUAACCUUCAUGUCCAAACUGUUGUUUCCUUCACUGAUCAAUUAUAAUCAACAUUUUGGACCCAAAAAGACCAAAAAAAAAAAAAAAAAAAAUCCCAAAUCUUUUCGUAUAAAAUUGUAAUAUUAAUGUCCCAUUGACGACCAAACAUGCUCAAUGAAAUGUUUUGAAGCGUGAUAAUAUUUAUUCAACUUGUUAGGAUAAACAUUCUACAGAAAAAAAUUAGUCAUAGGUGUUUUUGUCAUUUCUACAUGCUAUGGUCAAAACAGGUUGUAUACAGUAGACCUACAGUGCAAAAUAUUGAAUAUAUAAUAUAUAUGGCGCAAAACACUCAGGUGAUGCCCUCCUGUUCAAAAUUUUUGUUCCCCCAGAAAAUUGAGAUUUUAAGCUUUCCAAUGAUUCACAAGAAUUUUCGCCAGAAAAGCUUCUUUUACGUCAGGCAGCGUACCAUAGUAGCAUGGUACUUUGUGAAUAUACGUAAAAUAAACGUUAACUGUACGUUUUUUUUUUUGCUUUAAACCAAUAAUCAAGACUGUUUUAUGUCCAUAUCAAUGAAGAAUUCAGGGAUUUAAGCAUUUAUUCACAAGAAUUUUCACCAGAAAAGCUGUUUACGCCAGGCGGCCGCUAGCCUCAUUCGCUAACAGUAUAUAACUAUAGUGUAUAACUAUAAUAAAGGGAUAUUCUAUUCUAUAAUGAGUUGUGAUUGUAUAUAGAAUUUAUUAAUUACCUAUUUACAUAUUAUUUAUGAUUGAUUCUGCAUGUUUUCUUCAAGUAUUAAGUUUCUGAUGUUGAGUGAUUUAUUAGCUGUUGAAAACAAAAGUUGCUAUUUUGGUCAAAACCUUAGAGGAUAUGUUAAAUAUUGCUAUUGAUCCUGAAAAUAUAGGUGAUUAUCUCUGCAUCUGGUGAUUUUUGUGCAUCUAGUGUAAAAUCUGAGACUUUUAUAGCCAUUUGAAGUUGUGUUAUACUUAUAUAGAAAAUAAUUAAUCGGGGUUUUAUAAGGGAACGACUUUGAAUUUUUUGAUGCUGCUGCUCAUGGAGACUCAUAUAUGGCUAAGGUAGGUGCCUGUUUUGGUUUUAGGUCGGUAGCAGCUUUGGUUUUGUAAUUAUUUGAAUUGAAGUUUUUGAAAAUAGGCCCCCUACGAAUCGGCCCUGUUUCCCGUGUCAUGUCAAUAGGUUAUGAAGUCUAUGGCCCAUGACAAAAAUGAGUUUGACAACUCUAGAAUAUGAAAUCAAGGAAAAUAGUUUAACUAUUUUUCAGUCUAUUAUAAAAUUGAGCUCAUCUACAUUUUUAUAAGUGAAGACCGUUUACACUUGCUACGUAUUUGCUUUCACGGACCAUAAAAAUGAAUGUGGUGGGUCUGAUCUGGCCCCACCGGCCUUGAUUUUGACAACUGUCUUUUAAGAAUUUAAAUUUCAAGGUCAGGAACACAAGCAAUCCUUGCUGUAAACAAUGAAAGUCAGGGGUGACGUGAUUUAUAGUCUCUGCAUGUUACAGGGAGUAAAAGUAAAUGAUGAAGAAAAGAAGGAGGGAGAACAAGUGACAGGAAAGCAAACACAGUCAGCAUCCAUCCCAUAAUACUCGCCGAAGCCCCAAAGGUCACCUUGUCGUUUGUUUAACGUUGGAUCAAUAUAAGGCAUUAGGCGCUCUUCAAUGGAAUUUGAAGCCGUUUGAGGUGUGAGAUAAACUAAAACGACAUAUCUACGUGUAGGAAAGCAGAACUGUCAUGUGACCUGUACGUCAGGUCGGACAUGGGAUGAUAAUAGAGACAAUGGAAUGACACCAGGCAUGUGUGGGCGACGUCGCCACGGCGGUGUUUCGUGUUCCAGCGGAGCGGAUCACUCCCACGGGGAGACGGCGUCGUUGUGUAUUUUGUAAACACGCGAAUGCUGCUGACGCACAUUUGAAUAUUGAUGAGCCUCCGGGGUUACGAGCAGAGUAGAAAUACUGUUUACUGACCCACUUGGACGUGAACAGUUGUCAUACAGCUUGUGCAAACUGGAACAGAAUAGAAUGUCGUUUAUCAUCAUUUGAUAGGCCGAGAUAUAUAAAUGAAUAUUUUCUAAAGAUAACAUUUAAGUUUGCGAAACCUUAACAUUGACUAAAAACUAAUAUAUUAAGGAAGACCACACAUUUAAUAAGCUUUAAAUCAAAUUACUUAACAGGCUACUGCAGUUCCACAUGGUAUCAUCAGCCAAUCACACUAAUGGAGGAUUUAGAGCCGUACAUUUACUAUUAUAAGGAUUUGUACAUCUUGCCUUGGUCGAUCAGUAGAAAAUAAAGCUUAAUGUUGACCCUUCUGUCCAUGGGGGAAUCUGCCCGGCUAAUGAGGACCACCACAAAUGACCCCGUCAUCUCAUUCUUUGGCAGCGGGUCAAUGGAUCCCACACAGGGGACACGAUUGAAGACGACCUUGCUGCAAGGUUACUCUCCUUCCUGCCAUUGUGUCUGCAGGAGGUGUACUUAAACAUGUGUAUGCGCUUGGUCAAUUUUAACUCAUUUGCUGCCAUUGACAGCGAUAGAGGUCCGUCGCCAACGAUGGUAGCCGAUCUGUUAACUGUGGUUGUGCUUGUGCUACUGUUAGUAUUGUUAAAAUUGUAUUUUUUUUAAUUUAAAUAAAUUAUUUAAAAAAAAAAAAAAAAAGUUAUUUUCAUAGCUGUAUAGUGUUUCUAUUGUUUCAUAUAUAUGAAACUAUCUAUAUAUAUAUAUAUAUAUAUUUUUUUUUUUUUCUGAAAAAAGUAAAACAGAAAAUACCCCAACUUAGUGCUGUGCAUUAUGACAAAAAAUAUCGGCAAAACGAUAGUAAAUUAUGUACUGUCGUAAAUUGCAACCAUCGUCACCAUCAUCAAUUUUAAUCAUAUAUUAAAAAAUACCCUGUACUCAAAACCACAGUCAUAGACUUCACUAUAGGAUGACGGGACACGGUGCUUGGGGCCGAUCUCUAGGGGUCCUAUUUUUAAAAAUUUAAAAUUCAAAUAUUUUCAAAACCAAUGUCCUUAGGCAUAUAUGAGUGAGAUAAAAAAAAAAUCGUUCUCUAACAAAAUCCUCAUUAUUUUUUUAUACAGUAGUAAUGGUAACAAAAUUUAAUAUUGCUAUAAAAUUCGCAAAUUUUAUGCUAGAUGCACAUAACCAAGUGCAGAGACAAUCACCUACAUUUUCUGGAUCAAUAGCAAUAUUUUACAAAUCAUAUAAGUUUUUGCUCAAAAAAGCAACUUUUUUUUUUUUUAAUUUAGUGCAAGUUUUCAACAGCUCAACAACUUAAGGAUGUGAACAAUGUUGACCCUUACGAGCAAGCCAAACACAAAUGGAAUAAAGAUGUCGACAAGCUUCCACCACUACGCGAAAUGGACAUCAUACUGUAUUUAGUGUUUGGUGUAAGUUACUACACUCAUCAGCAAUUCCGAAACUACAAAUCGCUACAAAGCUGCAAACAGUUUUGCUGCGGAUCGGUGCAGGACUUGCACAUUAUGACCGUAGCAAACGGCAACACCAUCCAAUGUGUGCUGUGCUGAGCUGUGAUAGUUAAGUGACAAAUCAAUGCUGUUUUAGAAAACAGAUUUGUUGCAGACAAUGUAGCCUGUGUACAAAUUAUUUGCCACUAUCUCACGGAAACAUGUUACAGCUUUUUCAUUUAGAAAUGACAGGAAUUAUUUCUUAUGGAGACAAUGCACAUGUAUGCAUGCUAGUUGUUUAGCUGUAGCAAUAGCUAACAACAGGCCGACUUAGACUCAGUGGGGUUCCGUCGAGCUGAACAUUCCCCUUUCUAUUCAAUCGGUUGUUGCAAUUCUUUACCGAACAAUAAUUUCCAAUCAUUUUUAAAGAGCGACCUGAGUCGAAAUGCCUCACUGUUUAUGUUUCCCGGAGUUCCGACACCGAACUUCCUGCUUCCAACAUGGCGAUAGGGGCGGAAACCUCGCGAGUGCCACGUCAUACGCUCGAGCCUAAUAUCUCCACCUCUUAAAGGACAAUUUUUGUUCUGAAUGCUCUGCCAUCUCGACCCUGUGCAUCUGUUUUGCAUGUGUGUGUUUGCCGCACAUUCCGGUUCCGGUUUGCUUGUGAAACUACCGGCUCUGAUUGGUGCUUGGGGCCGAUCUGUAGGGUUCCUAUUUUUAAAAACUUGAAAUUCAAAUAUUUUCAAAACCAAUGUCCUUAGGCAUAUAUGAGUGAGAUAAAAAAAAAUUGUUCUCUAACAAAAUCCUGAUUAUUUUUCUAUACAGUAGUAUAACAAAAUUUAAUAUUGCUAUAAAAUUCGCAAAUUUUAUGCUAGAUGCACAUAACCAAAUGCAGAGACAAUCACCUAAAUUUUCUGGAUCAAUAGCAAUAUUUUACAAAUCAUAUAAGUUUUUGCUCAAAAAAGCAACUUUUAAAAAAAAAUUUAGUGCAAGUUUUCAACAGCAAAUAAAUAACUCAAUUUUCACAUCAGAAGCUUAAUACUUGAGGAAACAACAGCAAAAUUUGCACUUUUCUAUAUACAAUCACAACUUAUUUUGGUUGAAUUCCGCUAUUGUGUAGAGAUACAAAAUCCAACAUGGCGUCCGUCACAAAACAAAGAUCUUUUUAAGUAGAAAAUUCUUGCAAAUAAAUGCUUAACUCGCGGAUUUUUUUUAUAGAUAUGAACGUAAAACCGUCUAGUCUUGGUUAAAAGCAAAAAACGGGCAGUUAUCGUUCAUUUUACGUAAAUAUUUCAAGGCAAAGUUACGAUAUUGUUUACUACAACAUGGCAGACGUCAAGAAACAAAGAGCUUUUUAAGUUAAAAAUUUUUGCAAAUAAAUGCUUAAAUCAUGGAAUUUCUAUAGAUAUGAAUGUUAAAACAGUCUAGACUGGUUAAAAGCAAAAAAAAAAAAAAAAAAAAAAACGGACAGUUGUCAUUCAUGUUACGUAAAUAUUUGAAGCUAAAGUUAAGCUAAUUUUUUCUAUUCAUUUCAUUGUAUUCACAACGUUUCAAAGUGCAUGCAUGGUGCGAAAAAUAUGAUAAUUACCUUCAAUCCUUGACCAAAUCACUCUUGAGACACUCCUGCCUGCUUGUAUGCUGUAAAACCUUCGUCCUAUUUUCACCUAAAUCCAGCGUUAGAAAACAGUAUGCAUUUGAGUUUAUCAUAGUAAAUAGUCAAAGCCACCUCAACGCUCUAUGAAUCGGCCCCCUACGGGAAAGCAUGGCACAAAGUCUGUUAGAGUUGUCUUGUCAAUUGAUGGUGGAGUCUGUGCCACACUGCUAAUAGUUCUUAAAUCAAUGAUCUAGAAUGACCAGUAGAUGUCCAUAUACCAGCAAACCAGGGGUUUGAUAAGUCACCACACCACACAAACAUGUGGUGAAUAAAUAAAACUCUUAACUACAUAAUGGAUUGCCAUUGAUGAUAAGACAUCCAAUCCAUUUAAAGUAGGGUUGUCCCGAUCCAGGUUUUUGCACUUCCGAUCCGAUACCGAUAUUGUUUUGCACUUCCGAUCCGAUCCUUACUUGGUUGUCAGACUCAUGUUGAAAAAGGUUUUAGUACUCUUGAUAACAACUAGCCAGCUGAAUUAGGUGAGUUUGAAUAACACACAAUGGUUGGUAACAAACACAAAACAUUAUAAAUAACAAACAGAAAUGGCGUAGUCAGUCAGUAAAACGUGCAAAUAAUAUUGUAAACUGUCUUAAAAAAGCAAAACACACAAACAACCUUAGUGGAAAAUCCCACAAACCCCCCAAGCUAUUAGAUGCUUUUAAUUUUUCGUGCAUUAGUUACAUUACAAAAAUUGUAUAAAAAGCCUCUCAGGUAUCAAGUUAAUAUUUUAAAACAGUAAAUAAAAUACUCAAGUCCCCAUUCUGUAUCAGCAGCUUUAAACUGUAUUCACUUCAUUUAAUUUUGCAAAUCAACUGUUAAAGUUGUUAAAAUUGCUCCCGUUAUUCCAUAAUUUCCCUUCUGUCUACUUUCGACAUGUGAAAGUUUUAAAACUGUUUUGAAGAUAGAUUCAAGUCAUGAUUUUGCCGAUUUAGGAGUAUUUUAGAUAAAAAGUUAAUUAGGUUUGCUUGGAAGGUUCACAACAGCCUACUAGGGAAGUCUCCUGCUUUAAGAUGGCGGCUGUUUACUAACGCAACUAGUUUUCAAUACUUCAAUGUUGCUAACGCCGUCGAGUCUGUCAUCUUGCAUCUAGUUCUAUAUACAUAUGAUAUCUAUUAUCUACAGUAAAACGAUGUUGACGUAUUUUGUUGCGGCUGUCAGCAGCAGUCAGGUAUUCUUGUGUUUUUUAUCCAGCGGGAUGAGUUGAGCUUAAGCCGUGAGUUGAGCAUUGGCAUUACCCGGGUCUAUGACAAGCAUGAUGUUUACUCUCGGGACACAAUGCGGUCUGUCUCUCAUUGCGUCACGAAGACCGCGCUGUGUAUUAGUUCCACUUUACUUGACAUAUUUCAAUAAUCGGAAUUUGGAUGUUUGUGACUCGUUCUCGAAUCUUCCAUGGCCGAAUCGCUCAAGGUUGUAAUGACGGCUGGGCAUGUUGUACCGUGGUUCUAAAUGUUGGAUGGUGCGUCUUUACUCAUGAGAGAUAAUGGCUCGUCAUCCAGAAUGAAUUCUUCGGCAAUGACUCUUGUUAUUCCCUCGGCUUUGGGACUGUCGAGUGCCAGUUUGUCACGCAUAGCAAAAGUUUCUUCCAGUGUUAGUUGCGUAGGACCUUUCUUUUUGUCUUCGGUUUUCUUUACUUCUUAUAUUGUUUGUGGUGGUAUUUCGCUAAAUGCUUGAUUAGGUUGGUUGUAUUAAAACUUCUUACAGCCUUACCACCACGCUUGACUUUAUUGUGGCAUAUGUUGCACUCUGCCUCUUCGUCUUUGUCAUCCUUUAAGGUGAAAUGAUCCCACACAGCUGGCAUUUUUACCGAUAAAGUCUCUCGGUAAACUGUAAUGUAAAUGUAGUGUGUUGAAGGUGUGUCGUAAAAUGCGGACCGGAUUUUAGGGAAACCGAAGCAAAAACUGGAAUGGAUUAUAUAAAUCCGUGCGCUGGAAAACCCAGACCGGACUUUAAAAAAAAAACUGGAUCGGAAUUCUGGAUCGGGAUUUUUCCGUGUUGGCGAUCCGAUCCGAUACCGAUGCGCAUUUUUUGGCCCAUAUCGACGUCCGAUCUGAUCCAAAUAUCGGAUCGGGACAUCUCUAAUUUAACCCUUUAAGGUCUGGGCCUAUUUUGUCUGAUUUUGCAUGCCUUUGAAGUUGCCUUUAUAUUUCAAAGAAAGAAUUGUUUACGAUGGCCUGGUUUGGUCCCUUUUUUUGUGACACCUUGAACUUCAUGUCCAAACUGUUGUUUCCUUCACUGACCAAUUAUAAAUCAUCAUUUUGGGCCCAAAAAGACCAAAAAUUCCAAAAUCGUUUUGUCAAAAGUUUUAAUAUUGAUGUCCAAUUGACAACCAAACAUGCGUAACGAACCGUUUUGAAACUUUGUAAUAUUUAUUCAACAUGUUAGGAUGAACAUUCAACCAAAAAAAUUUAGAAUAAAUAGUCUUAUAUUUGACAAUUCAACAUAAACAACAGGUAUAGCCAUAGGCGUUUUUUGCCUUUAUACAUGCUCUAGUCAAAACAGGUUAUAUACAGCAGACCGAACAGUGAAAAAAUAUAUACCAUCUAACACAAAAAGUGUUUAGAGGCCAUCUCUUUAUGAGUUUAGGUAUUGCGGCCCAUCACCUGAUGAAAACUAUGUACACACAAUCAAGCUUCUUGAACACACAUUUAUAUAGACAAAUUGAGAAGACUGAUUGUGGGGAAAAAAAAAAUAUAUAUAUAACAUUGGAAAAAAAAGUAUUUUCAAAAAUAUUUGCAAUAAACAAGUAAAAAAAUUAUCAGGCAUGCCACUCCGAAAAGCAGUUUCGUCCUGGAAUUAGACACAGGGCGACAUCACACAGCCCACACUUUCAUGGGGUGUCGGUCCUCUUUCCACCCUUCCGCCCUUCCAUUUUCAUUUCACUUUACUUUCAUUGUCACUAUAAAUGUACAUGAAAAAAAGUCAGUAUUUAUGAAAAUAAUAAAGUAUAAAAUAAAAAUAAAUACAGCAAUAAAUAAUAAUGGAAAUCUAUAUGUAUGACAAUAGAAAGAAUACCAUAGCUGAAUAUGUGCUACAUCCCUAAUCUUCAUAUAGAAAGAAGAACACCACAAUUAUAAAUUCCUGCCUUGGAUACACACAGUGCACGUACGACUUUGAUCUGAUAUGCACAUUUUAUUAUUAUAUACACAAACACACACUUAUAUUGCAUCAAAAAUUAACUUUGUCUUGCAAUAUCAAAAGAAACUUUCAAAAGAAACUUCAGCAUAAAAAAAAAAAAAGUGAGUUGGCUUAACUCUGCUCAUCGAUGGCGUCACCCACGUGUUCAAAUCCGUCACUAUCUUCACUCGAGGACUCUUCCGAAGAAGACGAUGAUGAUGAAUUUGGACCAUCCUCUUCCUCAAGUUGAUCAAAAAGCACAAUUGCUUGCGCUAAAUUUAGCUUUCCGUUCAUUCUCAAAGGUCGCUGCUCGAGCCACACGGCCGUCGCUCGCCACCUCGCUGCUUCAGAACACUCCUCCCUCUCGUUCGGUGGAACCUCGCACGGCAGUUAUAUUUAUUUAAAAAACGCAUUUUGUGCUUUCACUGUGACUUCGAAAGGGUUCGUUUGAUUUGUGUUUUUUUCAUGGAGCUUCCGUUUUGAAAAAGGACAAGAAAUGAUGGAAAUAUAGACAUAAACAAAUGAUCAAUGCAGCGUUUUAAUGUUUUUUUGAGAGGACAAUAAAACUAUAAAACUUAAAUGACAAUAUCUCACGUUUUAGUUGGUCGAUUGACUUCAAAUAAUAACGAGAGUAAACCGCAACUUCCGCACUUUAAAACGAGACCAACCAACGGCAUGUGGGUGACGUAAUUAAAACGUGAGGGCGCUUCAAAGACGACGUGCGCUGAGGACGCGCCGGCGCGUCCUUCGACUCUCAAGGGUUAAAGUGGGGGAUAUUGUUAUUGUAUCAUCAUAUUCCAACCCCAAUACAAAUAUACAUUUAUAUAGAUUUCUUUCUCUUACAUUUUACUUGUAGUUUUAUUACGCAAAGGCUGUUGACGAGGCAAAACCAUGUAAAUUUGCUCGUCUUCCGGUUACCUUGAACCUACUACUGUAUGUUACAAAAUGUGUAAUCUUAUGCGCAUAUCUGGAUCAAAAACAGAUCUGUUCCACAGGACACGAAUGACUUGCUUGCAUCUUUUCUUCCUAUCCUUUUCCUCUCCUACGACUCCUACAAUUGGGCUUUUGUUUGAUUUUAAUUAGCUGAAGAGAAGUCAGCUGGAGGCUCAUUAGGAAAUCAAAGUGAGCCAAUAAGCGCCGUGUGCAUUAUUCAAAUUACGUGCGGAUGCUUCGGAAGUCCGUGUCGGGCUCCUUUAAUUAUGAGCUGAACUUUAGCCCACAUCCCUUUCUGGACGCUCUCGGCCGGCCUGCAAUUACCCACCAGAACGUACACACGCAAACACUUGAGGCUUGUUGUGCCCGAGAUGAGUCAUUUAUUGUCAGAUGCCCAGCGGAAAGGUCGGUCUGAGGAGGUCCAAAAUCCUGCGAAAAGCAAAUGCGUGGCGACCCGCUGGUGGGAAAAGCAAAUGAACGAGGUAACCAUGACGCUCAGGCGGUCGAGCUGUCCCUGGCCCACCCAAAAUCCUCACUUGCAACCAACCUGGCAACCCUGCCGCUGUGACCUUUUAAAAGCCAUUGAUCCCCUAACCAAAAAGAAUACCGCAGAGAACUGUUAACCGGAUUUCAUAUCCCAGGUGCACACCUGCUGUCAGAGGCAGAUGCUUUGCUGCAGGCAAAAGAUGAAUGUGAAGUUUACACACUCUAUUGUGGUUGUGAUAAAUGCGGCUGUUUUUGUCCUCAAGUUUGUGUGUCUUCCCGCUGCCAGCUGCUUAUUAGGAUUCCAACAAGUCUCACAUUUCCAUAAUGGAGGUGACUUCAAGAAGAAAGGGAAAAACAACUAGAAACGCCAUGGAAAGACUUGCAAAUUAAUAGAAACUUAUUUGGCUUUUUUGAAAUUUGAAUUGCAAUUUUAGAAGUAAAAGAAAAAGUUUAUUCUGUUUGCUGUCAUGGUGUGUGAUAUACAGUCAACCCCACCUAUUUGCUAUUAACUUUAUAUUUUCUGCGUAAACAUUUCUCAAUAUUUCAAAAAACGUCACAUAUUUCACCUUUAUUUACAGUGGGGCAAAUAAGUAUUAGUCAACCACCAAUUGUGCAAGUUUUCCUACUUGAAAAGAUUAGAGAGCCCUGUAAUUGUCAACAUGGGUAAACCUCAACCAUGAGAGACAGAAUGUGGGGAAAAAAAACAGAAAAUCACAUUGUUUGAUUUAAAAAAAAAAUUAUUUCCAAAUUAGAGUGGAAAAUAAGUUUUUGGUCACCUACAAACAAGCAUGAUUUCUGGCUGUAAAAGAGGUCUAACUUCUUCUAACGAGGUCUAACGCGGUCUAACGGGGCUCCACUCGUUACCUGUAUUACUGGCACCUGUUUUAACUCAUUAUUGGUAUAAAAGACACCUGUCCACAACCUUAGUCAGUCAUACUCCAAACUCCACUAUGCCCAAGACCAAAGAGCUGUCGAAGGACACCAGAGACAAAAUUGUGGACCUGCACCAGGCUGGGAAGACUGAAUCUGCAAUAGGUAAAACGCUUGGUGUAAAGAAAUCAACUGUGGGAGCAAUUAUUAGAAAAUGGCAGACAUACAAGACCACUGAUAAUCUCCCUCGAUUUGGGGCUCGAUGCAAGAUCUCACCCCGUGGCGUCAAAAUGAUAACAAGAACGGUGAGCAAAAAUCCCAGAACCACACGGGGGGACCUAAUGAUUGACCUACAGAGAGCUGGGACCACAGUAACAAAGGCUACUAUCAGUAACACAAUGCGCCGCCAGGGACUCAAAUCCUGCACUGCCAGACGUGUGCACCUGCUGAAGCCAGCACACGCCCAGGCCCAUCUGCGGUUCACUAGAGAGCAUUUGGAUGAACCAGAAGAGGACUGGGAGAAUGUGUUAUGGUCAGAUGUAACCAAAAUAGAACUUUUUGGUAGAAACACAGGUACUCGUGUUUGGAAGAGAAAGAAUACUGAAUUGCAUCCGAAGAACACCAUACCCACUGUGAAGCAUGGUGGUAGAAACAUCAUGCUUUGGGGCUGUUUUUCUGUUUUCCUGGACCAGGACGACUGAUCUGUGUAAAGGAAAGAAUGAAUGGGGCCAUGUAUCGAGAGAUUUUGAGUGAAAAUCUCCUUCCGUCAGCAAGGGCAUUGAAGAUGAGACGUGGCCGGGUCUUUCAGCAAGACAAUGAUCUCAAACACACAGCCAGGGCAAAAAAGGAGUGGCUUCGUAAGAAGCAUUUCAAGGUCCUGGAGUGGCCUAGCCAGUCUCCAGAUCUCAACCCCAUAGAAAAUCUGUGGAGGGAGUACCGUGUUGCCCAACGACAGCCCCAAAACAUCACUGCUCUAGAGGACAUCUGCAUGGAGGAAUGGGCCAAAAUACCAGCAACAGUGUGUGAAAAGCUUGUGAAGAGUUCCAGAAAACAUUUGGCCUCCGUUAUUGCCAAGAAAGGGUACAUAACAAAGUAUUGAGGUGAACUUUUGGUAUUGACCAAAUACUAAUUUUCCACCAUGAUUUGCAAAUAAAUUCUUUCAAAAUCAAACAAUGUGAGUUUCUGUUUUUUUGCCCACAUUCUGUCUCUCAUGGUUGAGGUUUACCCAUGUUGACAAUUACAGGCCUCUCUAAUAUUUUCAAGUGGGAGAACUUGCACAAUUAGUAAUUGACUAAAUACUUAUUUGCCUCACUGUAUGACAUGACACUAUCCUGGGCAUUAAUGACAUUAUGAAUCAUGUCGCUAACUACAUUUAUGUCCAGCUCAGAUCUUUACAUCCAUUCAAAAGUGAGAUGGUGAUUUUAUGCAGAAAUGUGAGAAAUUCCAAAAGGUUCAGAUACUUUUUCAUACCACUGUAAUUAAUCAAUGAUUGCUAAGCGUUUUGACACAUGCCUUUUUUGGUCAUUUUUCCAAAUUUUUAUGAUCUUGGAAUUUCCUCUCAUCUGACUGGUGGGAAAUCAAGCAAUUACUUUGCGUAUCACAAUCAAAUUUCAAAUAUUUUUGCAUUUUUCUUUUAGAAAUCUCAUAAAGAUUACAAUAGGGCGGAAAAAUGGACAUCUUAAAUCUUAAAUUUCCGAACCAAGAGUCUGGUGUCGAAAAAUAACUCACGUUUAAUUCAUUGGAUUAUUCAUCCACCGUUAGAGUGAGGCUGCGUACCACUGGUGGUGCUCAAACCUUAAUUUGAAAACCACUGGAAUAGCAGAUCCUCAGUUGUUUUACUUGACAGAAGGAAACUUAAAAGUUUGUCUUUCUGUAAAAUCACGCAAUUGUGUCGCUCACACUGAACAAAGUGGGUCAAAAGUUCCAAGAGCGAAAAGUGAAGCGCGCCAGGAGUCUCAUGACAUCCACCUGACAGGCCUCCAGUAUCAGCAGCUCCUCCUCUUCCCCGACUCACUGUAGAGUUACUACCAUCCGUGCCCUCACCGGGUUCUUUUUAACAUCCAUCAGCUCCCCUGGCAGCCUCUUACUGUAAUUGGCCGUCUUGCGUUUCCGAUGGGAACGCGGGAUAAUGUGUACGGUCCGUCUGGGUCACGUCGAGGACAUGCGUCGUAAGCUAGUAUCUGCACUCACAUGACGCCAUUAAGAUGUCAUUUUUGCGGGAUGAGGUAGGAAAAAAGAGAGGGGGUGGCGAGCAGGAGGUCUAUGUUUUGCCAAGCCAAACAUUCCACUCAGCUGGAGGUCUGACUGGAGCAGCUUGUUCUCUAAUUAAUACCCGAGGAGGAGGAGGGAAAAGAGAGGGGGCGUUUAGAGAUUUCCAAAAUAAAAGUGCUCAAAAGGCGCCAGUGUUAAUGGCGUGCGGUUUCACAACAGUUUUGGCAAAAACUGCUGAUAUUUCCACUCGUGUGAUAACCAGGAAGUGACUGCCUCCAAACCCCCACACAGAACCCCCCCCCCCCCCCCCCGGCCUUGAGAAUGCCAUGGGACAGGAAAAGGGGGUGGUGGGGGUGGGAAGGCAGGAAAUACUUCUGUCUCCCCAAAGCACAUAUUAAUAAUAGACAUAGGCUUUUUAUAGUCGUUUGUUCCAUUAAUGUUGCCCAGCGUUUCGUUAGAUUAUUCAGUUGAUGCAGGGAUACUUUGAUUACGUCGUUCCACAGCCCAAAAGUCUAUGCUAAAUCCUUAAUAAAUACUGCUGGUUAAGGGUGUAACAGUACAUGUAUUUGUAUUGAACCGUUUCGGUACGUGGUGCUCGGUUCGGAACGGAGGCGUACCGAACGAGUUUCUGACGCAAUGUAACCCUUAAACCUGAGUUAUACUCCCGCGUUGCGGUGACGGCGCAGCGACUACGGCGUCAUUCGACAUUCGAUAGGUCUGCGGUGAAGGAACGCGUUGCUCUGUAAUUCACCGCCAAGCCACUAGAAGAGUGUGGCGUUAUGUUUGUACGGUUUUGGGGCAUGCUUGUUGACUUCCGCUAGUCUAGUUUAACGGAGAAAAAAUAAACAAUGCAAGAUGGAACUCUUGAAAGUAAAUAUUCUGCUCAUCAACAUUGAAUAAAUAUUGAACAUACAAAUGUUGAGGGGCAUGCGACGCAGAAGACGGUUUCGAGGCGGUCUGGCCGACUUUUGAUGCCGCACAGAGAGUUUUAGACUCGGGUAGAGAGAGCUAGCUGUGGCGGCUAGCUUCAAACUGGCGUUGAGCACUGCGUUCAGUCUGCAAAGCCCUCCAGCCCGAUUUGUUUGCUGUGUCCUACAACCAGCCAGUGGGAAGCCAUAGCAGAUUUCUGGCAUCUAUGGAACUUCCCAAACUGCGUUGGGAGCCUUGAUUUUAACAUUAUCAUAAAAAGCACCGAGGCACUCUCAAUCAGUGAUGAUGUAUGGUGUGUGAACGGUCUGUUAUUGAAAAUUAAAGAUCAAAACAACUCUUUUGACACCAAAUCUGUGCUUUAUUCUUCAUAUACUUGAAGUGUGACACGUAAAUAAGUCACAUACUCACAGCAAGCAGAUGUACACAAUAAAUGAUGAAGUGCACCAACCAAAAAUACGACAUAAAGUGAUAAAAAGUUGGCAGUUUUUGGCCGACUGGGUCACCGCUUCGUGUGGCCACUCGAUUCCGAACACACACGUCUCGGUGGUUCUUCCAUUUUUUUUUUUUUUCAAUCGCAGACCUUGCCAUUUGGCAAUCACAAUAAUGUCUUGACGAGACUUGCUCUUCGACGAUACUCCCGUCAGCUUGGUCCAUUUUUGCGUGUAGAAAAUAAUGUUUGAUUAUAUUCUAGAAUGGCGGUGAUUUCGCGCUGAACCGGAAACAACAGUCUGAGCGGACCAAUCACAGUCCGUUUCUGCCACGUCAUACGCGUCUACGCGACGCGAAGGUUAGAAAAUUCGAGAGGAACGCGUUAGGCUACGGCGCAGGGUCGAAACUCGGGUCUUCCUUGACGGCGCAGGUCUGACGCGGAAGUAUAACUCGGCCUUUACCUUUCAAGGCUGUGAGUCGAUCGGGUUACAGUUUCUUUGUGUUGAUUAUAUUUACUCCGUCUUCUUUACUAAAAUUUAGGACCAACACCGUAGGACAGUAUAACCCAGGAACGUGGCGCCGUGAGAACGCAGUGAAACGCGGGCGUUAAAGUCAAUCAGCCAAUGCACACCAGUAGCAGUGUGGCCGCGUGUUAGACGUGUCCCAGAAGCGGAUCAACACGACGCAUGCGAAAAGAAGGUAGUCAAUACUUCUGGCCGGUAGCUAGGAUCAGGCAAACCAGAAGUCACUCAUGUAAAAAUACGGUGGAUCCGGUCGAUUUUCAAACUAAUAUGCAAUCGUAACCCACUUUUUGAGUCCAUUAGAUCUCUUGAGUGGUAGAUCAGGGCACAGUUGACUUGUCUUUGUUGAAUUACUGCUGUCCUCUCUGCUAUAAUAAUCACCAACACGGCCCCGUGUUCAAUACAAAACCCUCCUACCACAACAAAACAAGUAGGAACUAAUAUUCACAUAGGAACUAAAGUUAUACAACAUAAAAUAUACAAUAUAAAUUAAUACUACAUCACAUUUGUAAAAUAUAAAAACGUAAUAAAAUAAAUAAUAGCCCAUUUGAAUAAAAUAAAUUGAAAUGAGCCAAAACACCUGUAUUUAAAUAAUAAGAAUAAUACACAGAUCCUGCUUAGACAAUUAAAUGUAUUAAUUUCUAUGUGGCGCUUUAACUUGAGAAAAUCUACCAAUAAAGCUUUUGAAAACCGUUCAUAAGAAAAAAAAAGAUUCAUUGAGGCAUGUCAUUUGUACAAUACAUGCUAAAAUCUUUUUCAUUGGGAUUGCUUUUCUCUUUUAGCGCAGGACUUUUUUCUUCUUUCUUUCAGAAAGAAAGCUGACCAAUACACGGGGUCUGAAAGGCAAAUUGUUGUUGGAUUAUCUUUAAAUACCCGCUACUUUUUGAGCAGAAUUCUAGCUUGUACAUGCUAAUGUUCCUAUUGUUGAAAGCACAAAGGUGUGUAAUAAACAACUAGCACAUUUAUAUUUUGCAUUUUGUUGUCUUACUGUACCGAAAAUGAACCGAACCGUGACCUCAAAACCGAGGUACGUACCGAACCGAGAUUUUUGUGUACCGUUACUCCCCUACUGCUGGUACUUUUACAAAUAGCAAUUACACAAAGCAACAAAUAACAAAUAAAUCACAACUACAAAUCAUAAUAACAAUAAUAAUGUAACGAAUUGGGUUCUAAUGUGGCGGUAGUGUUUUACAUGCUGUUCCUGAAUGCACCGUGUGACUGACGAGAGAGUGAGAGUGUUUUUACUUUUUCUCCAUGGCGUUAUUGGCGUCGGCUAUGGUGGACAGUAGUCGUGCUUUGUUGGACAAUAGGGGUGUGACAAAAUAUCGAAAUGGUGAUAUAUCGUGAUACUUUGUAUCCCCAAAGGUUAUCGAUAUGCUUCUGCCAAGAAUCGAGAUAUCGUUUUAAAAAGGUGUCAGUGUCUAAAAAAAAAUAGAUAAAAAGAAACCAACAAGUUGCUACCAAAAUCUUCCACCAUAAUAGUGUCUCAUUUAACUCAGUUAACUCGUUGACGGUGCUCGACGCCCAUUCCAUUUAGACUAGAAACGUUCGUUCAUUCAAAACUAGAGCAUUCAGUCAUUCUGUCUGAUUUUCAGGGCAUUUACAGGUCACUUGCUGUUCAUUUUAGGGCAUUUACAGGUCAUUUCCUGUUGAGUCUGAGUCACUGCCUAUUUAUUUGGGUGAUUCCCAGGUCACUUCCUGUUAUGUAACUCAAAAUAAACAGGAAGUGACCCAUAAAAUACCCCAAAUUCAACAGGAAGUAACUGAAAAUCAACAGUUAAAUGACCUUAAAUGGCCCAAAAUUACCUCAUUGCCUGGCAUUGGCUACUAUCAUAAGUUCUCUUCAACUGUGAGGGACGGAAUAUACUACAAAAAUCCAGAAAAUCACAUUGUAUAAUUUUUAAAUAAUAAAUUUGUAUUUAACUGCAUGAAAUAAGUAUUUGAUACUUUACCAACUAGUAAAUAUUUCGGCUCUUACUUCUUUUUUAAAAACCCCUCCUGUUCUCCACUCAUUAUCGGAAGUAACUGCACCUGUUUGAACUUGUUACCUGUAUAAAAGACACCUGUUCACAUGCUCAAACAAACAAACUCCAACCUCUCCACAAUGGCCAAGACCAAAGACCUGUGUAAGGACAUCAGGGAUGAAAUAAUAGACCUGCACAAGGCUGGGAUGGGCUACAGGAAAAUAAGCAAGCAGCUUGGGAGAAGGUAACAACUGUUGGAGCGAUUAUUAGAAAAUGGAAGAAGUUCAAGUUGACGGUCAAUCUGCCUCGUUCUGGGGCUCCAUGCAAGAUCUCACCUCGUGGGGCAUCACUGGUCAUGAGGAAGGUGAGGGAUCAGCCAGAACUACACGGCAGGACCUGGUCAAUGACCUGAAGAGAGCUGGAAUCACAGUCUCGAAGAAAACCAUCGGAAACACAUUACGCCGUCAUGGAUUAAAAUCCUACAGCGCACGCAAGCUCCCGCUGCUGAAGCCAGUGCAUGUCCAGACACGUCUGAAGUUUGCCACUGACCAUCUGGAUGAUCCAGAGGAGCAAUGGGAGAAGGUCAUGUGGUCGGAUGAGACCAAAAUUGAACUUUUUGGUCUAAACUCGGCUCGUCGUGUUUGGAGGAAAAAGAAGGAUGAGUACAACCCCAAGAACACCAUCCCAACCGUGAAACAUAGAGGAGGAAACAUCCUUUUUUGGGGCUGCUUCUCUGCCAAGGGUACAGGACGACCGCAUCGUAUUGAGGGGAGGAUGGAUGGGGCUAUGUAUCGCCCGAUCUUGCCUGACAACCUCCUUUCUUCAGUGAGAGCCCUGAAGAUGGGUCGUGGCUGGGUCGUCCAGCAUGACAACAACCCAAAGCACACAGCCAAGUCAACUAAAGAGUGGCUCCGUAAGAAGCAUCUUAAGGUCCUGGAGUGGCCUAGCCAGUCACCAGAUCUGAACCCAAUAGAAAAUCUAUGGAGGGAGCUGAAAGUCCGUGUUGCCCGGCAGCAGCCCUGAAGGCUCUGGAGAAGAUCUGCAUGGAGGAGUGGGCCAAAAUCCCUGCUGCAGUGUGUGCAAACCUUGUCAAGGACUACAGGAAACGUUUGGUAUCUGUAAUAGCAAACAAAGGUUUCUGUACCAAAUAUUAAGUUCGAUUUUUGUGAUGUAUCAAAUACUUAUUUCAUGCAAUUAAAUGCAAAUUUAUUAUUUAAAAAUCAUACAACGUGAUUUUCUGUUUUUUUUGUAUUGAUUCCGUCCCUCACAGUUGAAGAGAACUUAUGAUACAAAUUACAGACCUCUACAUGCUUUGCAAGUGGGAAAACCAGCAAUAUCGGCAGUGUAUCAAAUACUUGUUCUCCCCACAGUAUAUGUAUAUAAAUUGAAGGAUUUCGGCCUCCCCGCCAAGCCGCGGAAACAGCGCCAGCCAAACGAAAUAGCGUUCCGCUGGCACCGCUCCUGCAAACCAACCGGUGGGGGCCAAGAUUCUGCGCGUUCACUCCCAUGUUAACCCUUUGUACUGACUCCAUGUUCCAAAAGUUUGAAGUCUCACGAAAAACAGGUUGACAAUUUAUUCGUCGACAAUGGUCAAAAACAAGGCAAAAACAGACGACGGAGAGACCCUGCUGGAUCCAGGGUCGGCAAAACAAGGCUACAUAGAAAUGUUCCUGAGCAGCGGCAGUUGUUACCUAAAUGUUCAGUUCUUUUUGAAAGCUGUGUUGGAGUGGGCCGGGCCGAAGGCGUGGCUGGGUGUUGUCUUGGGAUCAUCCCUCUUUGGCAGGUCAGGUUCGUGCGUCAUCCUUCGUGGCUGGGACGUGGUUGCCACGACCACCGACGCAGGUCUUGACGUCCAAGGUGCCCGUGCUAUCAUCUUGUUAUCCUGGUUGGGCGAGGGCGUUGUUCUCCGAUGCUACUUGUUUUAGGACAGAGCGCCCUGCUUUGUCCUGGAGUGCCCUGCAGAACUGAUUGCAAGAGUUGGUGUGUCAAUCUUGCUCAUGACGCAUUGGGCUUCUGUGAUGGCGUUGUGUAUCUUUUAUGCCCUCUAUUCUGCUUCUUUUCAUUAAACUAUGGUGUAAGUCAUGGGCGCUCAUUACGUCGAUCGCGAUCUACCAGUCGAUCGCAAAGGUAGUAUGGGUAGAUCGCAUGACAUUAAAAAAAUUAGAUGGUAGUAUGGGUAGAUCGCAUGACAUUAAAAAAUAGACGUCAGCCUAUCAUCCAUUCCGUUACUUGAUAUACAGGGAAGCUAGUCAGAUGACACCUGUUUUAUGUGACACAUAGGUCACCACGCAUGCACAAACAACGGUGCUACGUGCAGCACAGCUAACAAGCUAGCGAGUUGGUUACCUCCAGUUUUAAGCCCUCGUUUUAUUCUCCUGAACUCAACAAAGGGUAUAAACAUGAGUGGGGGAGCUGGACCAAGUAAGAAGACAAAAACGUAUCACUUUCAUACAGAAUGGGAGGAGGAGUUUUUUUUCACGAUGACAUUUUCGAAGUGCGUUUGCCUCAUCUGCCAGUCUAGCAUCGCAAUACCGAAGAAGGGAAAUGAGGAGCGCCAUUUUCGGAGUGUUCAUGGAAAAUAUGAUACCGACUUCCCGCCGAAAAGCGAGCUGAGGAAGAGAAAGGUGAAGGAAUUAAAAUGCCAGUUGUCCGGACAGCAGUCAUUUUUCACACAACCUACUUCAAAAGCGAAAGCCGCCACCGAAGCAUCGUUCCGGGUGAGUCAUGUCAUCGUUAAUAACAAGAAAUCCUUCCAAGACGGAGAAAUGGUAAAGGAGGCAUUCGUUGAAGCAGCUGACUCAUUGUUUCGAGACUUUAAAAACAAGACAGAAAUCGUAUCUUCGAUCAAAGCUCUCCAGCUGUCAAGGCCUACAGUUACAUGGCGCUGUGAAGCAAUGGCGGAGGAUUUGACCGGGCAACUUUGGAAAGACAUCGCAGACUGUGAGUGUUUCUCAUUGCAGUUGGACGAGUCUACGGACGUGGGUGACACAGCACAGAUGUGCAUUUUCAUUCGUAUGGUGUUUUCUGAUAUCACUGCAAAAGAGGAGCUAUUAACAGUACUGUCCAUGAAAGAACAGACGCGAGGAGAGGACAUAUUUCAGUCGUUCAAAAACUUUAUUGAUAAAACCCAGCUCCCAGUGUACAAAUUGAUGUCUAUCACCACAGAUGGCGCACCUGCAAUGGUUGGCCGCUUGAAUGGAUUUAUUGCCAAGUGCAGGCAGGACGAUGCUUUCCCGGACUUCUUGAAUUACCAUUGCAUAAUCCACCAACAAGCGUUAUGCGCUAAAAUUCUCAACAUGAAAGAGAUUAUGGAUGUGACAACGAAAAUCGCCUGCUCUAUUCGCGCCAGGGCUCUUCAAAGACGUUUAUUCCGUGCACAUAUGGAGAAGGCUGACUGUGACCACUCUGAGUUGUUGCUGCACACUGACGUCAGAUGGCUUAGUCGAGGCAAAUUCCUGCAAAGAUUUCGAGAGCUCUGUCCUGAGAUUAAGGAGUUUUUCCGUGAAGCUGGACAUGCAGAAUACAAGCAACUAAGUGACGUUCAGUGGCUGUUAGACUUGGCAUUUUUAACCGAUUUGACAAACAUGUUGAAUGACCUCAAUCUAGAGCUGCAAGGGAAAGACAAAACAGUGAUCAAUAUGAUCAGCUCAGUUAAUGCUUUCAAAUGAAAGAUGGGACAUCUCUCCACAAAGCUGCAGCGCCACGAUUUGGCAAACUUCAAGAAUUUGGCGUCAGAGCUGGAGAUGCAAGGGAAGGCCUGUGUGCAACUUAAUAGUGCACGUUACACAGAGCAGAUUGACAAUAUUCUGUCAGAGUUUGACAAACGCUUUCAAGACUUUUCUUUGCUCGAGCCAGUCGCUACAUUCAUGUGCUAUCCUUUUCGAGAUGAUGCUGAGGUGGAUUCACUCGCAUCAAAAAUUGCAACACUGUUUCACCUGAAGUCUUCUGGAGUGGAGGAUGAGAUUUUGACACUGCAAGCAGACAUUGAGCUGAAGUCCAGAGCUCAUGGACAGUUCUGGAACUUACUCACAGAGGUAAAGUACCCCAACAUGAGGAAAUGUGCUACCUUCUUGACUGCAUUAUUCGGCUCCACAUAUUUAUGUGAGUCAGCCUUUUCUCACAUGAAGAUCAUUAAGUCCAAGUACCGCUCCACCAUGACUGACGAUCAUUUGGAAGUGUGCUUGAGGCUGGCUGUCAGCAGCUACUGUCCAGACUACGCAUCCCUGGCUGAUUCAAUUCAGUGCAAGUCAUCAGAGUAAACUCGGGUAAUGACAAAAAAUGUGCAUAGUUAAUUGUGUUGUGCAAUAUUGGCUCAUGCGGUUAUGCAAGUUACAUCGACAUACAUUGUACAAAAAAAUCCUCAAUAUAUUUAUAAAUAAAUUUGCAUUUUUGUAAUAGGUAGAUCAUUUUGCCUUGGUCAUUUUAUAAGUAGCUCGCAUGCUGAAAAAGUGUGAGCACCCCUGGUGUAAGUGCUAUUUAUUUUAUAUUAGGUGUGUUAAAGUAAUGCAAACAGUUAUAU
Corythoichthys intestinalis (scribbled pipefish) is the source of this 22977-nucleotide messenger RNA. Its product is annotated as zinc finger BED domain-containing protein 5-like. The coding region runs from base 20858 to 22126 and encodes 422 amino acids. The record is from RefSeq and is a predicted model, not a curated record. NCBI's taxonomy places the organism in Eukaryota, Metazoa, Chordata, Actinopteri, Syngnathiformes, Syngnathidae. The transcript is spliced from 2 exons.